Hordeum vulgare subsp. vulgare (domesticated barley) is the source of this 669-nucleotide messenger RNA. Its product is annotated as auxin-responsive protein SAUR36-like. Bases 187 to 612 code for a protein of 141 amino acids. The transcript has a single exon. Gene Ontology annotation, biological process: response to auxin. The record is from RefSeq and is a predicted model, not a curated record. NCBI's taxonomy places the organism in Eukaryota, Viridiplantae, Streptophyta, Magnoliopsida, Poales, Poaceae.
CAUGGCCUUAUCCCUUGCCAACUUUUCUCGGUGACAGCCCCACUUCACCGUCACGAUGUCCUUCCCCUCGCCACCUUGCCUAUAAAUUCAGUAAGCUGCUGGCUCAAUAUCAUCACUUCUUCAGCUCAUCCGCCAACUGAGAAUUGCAACAUCCAUAGCUCACUCCUUGAAAACCAAGAACCAGCCAUGGCCGGUGCCAAGAGACUUGCUCAAUUGGCAAAGAAGUGGCAGAGGGUGGAAGCACUCGGGAGGAAGAGGCUCGCCGUCUCAGCCAAAGAAGAUCAAGACUGCUGCAGUUCUGUACCAGCCAAGGGCCAUUGUGUUAUGUACACAGCCGAUGGGAGGCGUUUCGAGGUACCCCUGGUGUACCUCAGCACCACGGUCCUCAGCGAGCUCCUGAGGAUGUCGCAGGAGGAGUUUGGCUUUGCAAGAGAUGCCAAGAUCACACUGCCGUGUGAUGCUGCGGUGAUGGAGUAUGUAAUGUGCUUGCUCAGGAGAAAUGCCUCCGCCGAGGUCGAGACUGCAUUGCUCAGCUCUAUGGUGACGUCUUGCCACUACACUGGCUGUGCGAUGCCUACUAUUGGAGCCAGCCAACAGAUUUGCUGUUUGUAGCUUCUGAAGAACAUGCGUGCAGAGGCCCUGAUGAUGUCCUCUGUUUUGUGUAGUUUG